This is a messenger RNA of Saprolegnia parasitica CBS 223.65, 1357 nucleotides long. RefSeq lists its product as hypothetical. Bases 5 to 1357 code for a protein of 450 amino acids. The transcript has a single exon. Gene Ontology annotation, molecular function: protein binding. Lineage: Eukaryota; Oomycota; Saprolegniomycetes; Saprolegniales; Saprolegniaceae. The record is from RefSeq and is a predicted model, not a curated record.
GGCGAUGCACGCACCACUCACGUCCGUCCACCUUGCGUGCGUGGACCGCCUCGUCGACACGGCGCUGCUCCAAUAUGUGAGCGGCUAUCUCGACACGACGCUCGAGUGGAGCCUCGACGAGGCUGCCGGUGCCGGCUUCCUCCACCUUGUGCGUCGCUUGCACGCUGCCGACGCCGCCGCUUCAGAAGACGCGAUCGACUGGGCCGCCGCCAACGGACACCUCGACGUCGUCCAGUGGCUCGACACCCACCGCAACGAUGGUGCGACGACAUGGGCCAUCGACAACGCCGCGUCAUCGGGCCAUUUGUCUGUCGUCCGCUGGCUGCACACGCAUCGACGCGAAGGAUGCACGCACCGCGCUAUUGACGCCGCCGCUGGCAACGGCCAUCUCGACGUUGUCCAAUGGCUUCAUACGCAGACGUGCGCAAGCGCUACAGUGGCCGCGAUGGACGGAGCCGCCACGAUCGGUGCGCUUCCGAUCGUCCAGUGGCUGCAUGAAAACCGCACCGAAGGGUGUUCGAUCCACGCAUUGGACGGUGCUGCGACCAACGGCCACCUCGACGUCCUUCAAUGGCUGCACGAUCACCGCGUCGAAGGCGGCUCAGUGACUGCGAUGGACGGUGCCGUGCACAACGGGCAUUUCGACGUCGUCGUCUGGCUCCAAAAGCACCGGCACGAAGGGUGCUCGGAGCGUCCGCUGCACGCUGCCAUUGCCUCGCACCGCUUGGACCUCGUGCGAUUUCUCUGUGAGCACGGCCACGGAGCCCCGUGCGCGCCGUGGAGCCUCGUGUGGGCCGCCAAGUGCGCGGCCGACGCGAUUGGCGCCUACUUGUUAUCGUCCGGCGACCACUCGCCCGUCCAGCUCCAGACCGCGCUCCACGCGGCGGCAGCGGCCGGGUCGAUAUCGCUCGCCACCCAUUUAUUGCCACGCGUCGACGACCGCAGCGCCGAGGCCAUCGACGGCGCAGCGUCCCGAGGCCACUUGGCGAUGGUGCAGCUCUUGCACGCCCACGGCUUUUCCUGCUCGUCGCUCGCACUCGAGGGCGCGAGCGCUGGCGGGCACCUCGAGGUUGUCGAUUUUUUACUGCAGACGUGCAAAAUCGUCCCGACGCCGCGCGCCGUGGACCGCGCCGCGUCGCGCAGCCACGUGCCCGUGUUGCAACGCCUUUUGGACCGUGGUGCAGUCGCGUCAUCAUCUGCACUGCGAGCGGCGGCGGCCCACGGCCAUGCCGCUGUCGUCACCCUCCUCCUCGAUGCGUCCGAGACCUCGUUGGACAUGGAGAUUGCCCGCACGGCCGCCAUCGCCAACGGCCACGUGGACGUCGCCAUACUUUUGGAUGCGGCUCGACGUCGGUAG